Molecule: messenger RNA, 729 nt
Organism: Caenorhabditis remanei
Lineage: Eukaryota; Metazoa; Nematoda; Chromadorea; Rhabditida; Rhabditidae
Exons: 6
Coding region: 1-729 (242 amino acids)
Biological process (GO): regulation of glutamate receptor signaling pathway
Source: RefSeq, a predicted model, not a curated record
AUGCGAGACAAACCGAACCGAACCGAGACUGAGUGCGAGACGAACCGGGACGAACCGAGACCGAAUUCUCGCGGGGACUCGCAUGAACUCUCGCUACUCGCGGGACAGGGUGCCUUGCAAGGCGACACUCUAGUCGCAGCCACUAUCAUUCCACCUGUUCAACAACAAUACGUCGCUGUUGCAUUCUCUCAUGAUAAGGCAAUGGGGAACGAUUCAGUCAGCGAGUGUGUUAUCAGCGACAUUGGUGAAUUCGUUGGAUACGAACCGGAAGUUUAUGUUUCAUUUAAUAAAGGAAAAUCAAACGACCGCGUGUUCCUGAACGACGAUGAACACGACACACAAUUCAGUGAUUUGGCUGGAGAAGUGGUUGACACAAGACUCGUUUGCGAGUUCACUCAACAGAUAAUGCCACAAAUUGAUAAUAAGAAUGGACUCAUUUGGAAUCUGAAUACCCCAUUUUAUGUGAUGGCAGCGACUGGGUCCGCUCAACCUGAUGAAGUGAAUGCCCAUGAACUGAACCGAGAUUCCCACUCAUUUCCAAUCACUUCCGAGGAGACAUUCAAUCCAAUCACUUUUGGAAAUAAUUUCGACCACCCCAACGGAUUCACCCUCAAAAUCAACACGAAUCGAAUCGAAAAACGUCCGAUGCGUCCAACAGAAGCACCAAAAGCGUCUGCUUCUCUGAUACCUCUCAUCUCAUUUGUUCUCUCACUCAUUAUGAUUUUCUAG